CCACCCGAGGACAUACAACAUGCUCCUGCUGAGACUUUCCUGACCUUCGUCUCCUGUAGACCAGGAUCACAGCUGAAACAGGACAGGUAGGACGCCGGUUUGGAUCUGCACGUACAGCAAGUACAGCUACAAAUACGAAGGACAGUUUUAACAUUUUAAUUUUACGUUGUAAUGAGCCCAUGUAUAAAUGGAGGACUUUGAGUACAGUGUGGAGAUCUCUGACCGCGACUGGCAGUGCUUCUUUGCAGAAUGCGAAGAGUGCAAUAUUCUUCCUCCUUCGCUAGCAGGUUUGGAUGAUUCGGGCAUGAGUGACAUUGACGACGCGGGGUCCAUUCUCGCUAAGAAGGCUCAGAGAGAGGACCCAACGGCAGGCCUUUCAGUGGCCGAACGACCCAUCGACGGCCCACCAGACUGUGAGGGCACUCCUGUGGAGCAUUACCUCAGUGAGCACGGCAUCGGUGGAAUGGAGAACGUCCUCUCGGGCAGUGAGGAGGACAUACACUUGCAGACGGUCAACAUGUUCUUUGAAAGGCUGAAAAGUCUCACCGAGGCCGAGCCAAGCCAAGGGAGACUUGGAAAAAGCAGCAAGGAGGAGCAGUGCAACGAUGGGCAACAAGCCAGUGGGAGCGUCUCACCAAAAAACAUCCCAAAGUCAAACUCUCUGCCCGACACGGCUGAAAAAACAGCUGGCCAACAGAACGUCAGGCCUGUAGACACCACCAGGAAUUUAAACACAAUGAAAAAGUUCCACAGUUUUCCCGAACCUACAGCUGCAGUGCUCUCGACUAACAAACCAGCUGUAAUAGAGUUAUUCAUCAGAGAGGAAGGCAGCACAGAAACCAGAAUAAAUGAGGCAACACAGCAGAAUCAUUCUCACGACUCGGCGGUCAGAGUUAGCGCAGGAACAACUCCCCACGAUAACAGCGUGGAGACACGCACGACUCCGGAUGACAACAAGCUGGGAGGCGUGUUAACGAGUCAGUUUAUUUUAACUAAAGAUGUCAUCAGUAAUCCAGAAGUGGUGACAAAUGUUUCGGGGAGGGACGAGCACCCCACUCACCUAUUACGAUUAGACGCAACAAGUACAAACAAAGCACGGAGUCAGGAGUCGUCCCCGUCUGCCUCUGUUAAAAGGAAGAGGAGAAAGAAGCGACGGCUGAGUAUGGAGCCGGGCGAGAGCGGGCAUGGAUACGAGAGGCCGAUCAGUGACUCAGAGGAGGAGCGGUAUUCCUUAAGAGGAGCCUCGUUUGAUGACAUCAAUUCGUUUUAUCCAAGUGAACCACAACAAAACUUCACGCCUCCUCUAAGUCCAUUUUCUACCUCCAGCAAUUUCCCACUGAAUGUAUCUGAUAAGGAUAUGAAAGUAAAUCACCUUUUCAGCUCUGCCCUUUCACGCGACGGUAAAUAUCAAAAUUUGCCAGAGUGUGUAGUUAGACAGAAAAAGUAUAUGGGAUCAGAAAAUACUUUAACUAAUAGUAGGUCAGUGACCCCAAUGGGUCACACUGAUGUUAAUGAAGACAGAAGUGAUAAUGUAGAAACCAGUGUACAACCACCCUGCAAGAUACAGGUAGAAGAAUCAGCUGGACUCAAGGAAUACCCUGAUAAAUGUUCACUUACCGAAUGUGUAACUGUUAAAUCAGACUUGACCAGAGAAAUACAAAGACAGGACAUUAAAUCAGAUUGUCUCGAGCAGUCUGAUCAAAUAAACCACUCUGAUAUCGGAUGUGAAAGUGAAAAAUGUCGUGCAGCAGAGGUCAAAUCUAUAACUCACAGCGUUUUACAAGAAUCAAAUGCUCCUGCCGUGGAGGUCGGCCAGAAUGACAGACUAUCCACUGCUAAGUCAGUAUUGGCUGAAGAGGCUGGAAAUUCUGGCAGAGACGAGCGCACACUGCGUCAAAAUGAGGCUGAGCCCCGACAGCAGUUGGAAACUGAGUGUCACAGCGCAGGCCAAUAUAGCUCUACACUAGAAAUUACUCAGUUUCCUCCGUCUGCAACUCCAGGAAUCGCUUGUGAUGCUAUUAACACAAAACCCAAGCGUUUCAAACCCACAGUCGGUCCAUUUCUAGAUGAGGUCAGUAAUGAAGUGGCCCAACCCAGUUUAACGUCAAUUGAUUGUAUCAAUUCAUCAUCUGAUAAAAGUCAUCUUCUCAAAAGUCUGUACAGUUCGGAAAUAAAUCACACGGCAGAGCAAAAUGAACGUCCUGCGGAGGUUCAAACUUCAUCUGAAUUAGAGAUUAGUUCAUCAGAGAUCGAUACAAACGCUGAAAGAGAUGAGUUAGAAGCGUCAACAGAAACUAAAUCAUCCCUGUCUGACUUACUGACAAGCCAUUCAGAUAUCACACAUGUAUCAUCGUGCUGCACACUGGACACAGAAUCUGUCACUUCGCUGUCUAACGGAAAUUUCACAGACAUGUCAACAAGUUUCUGUUCAUCCGUUAGUGAACAGGAGACUGGAGGUAAAGGAGAGAGUAAAGAGAUAAUCGUAGCAAAACAAAAGGACGAGACGGACUCCCAAGGAGGAGACUCCACGUCUGGGCCCAGAAGCCACCCAGAAUCCAAAUGUGAUUUACUGGCUGGAGCAGAAGAAGCCGUCACAACCUCCAAAGCUGAACCCAAACCUGAAAAGGCGCUGAAUUCAGUGUUUGCCAUGUCCUCUUUUUGGAAUGAGAUGGAGAAGCUGACCAUAAAUGACAUUCUGGGUCUAAGAAUGAGCAGCAAAACUCCUCCGCCCUGCUCCCUCCCGCCUUUACAGGAAAGGGAGGAGGCCGACACGACAGAUUCAAGCGGUCUUACUCAAAUAAAUGAGUCCAAGCCCGAGCCAAUCGGCAAGGACUCCUCCUCCAGUGUCCCUGAUCCUGGAGGAUCAAGUCUGGAUUCUGUUAUCGCAGUCAAUCCUUCCUCUUCAAGAGGCGUCAUGUGGGAGAGUGAACCUGUCCCAGAUAUUUACCCAGAGAAUAUGAUGCUGACGUCUGUGACUGACGCUUCCCAACCUGUGCUCUCGGAAACGACUCAAACGCGCCUCAGGAAGAUUUCCAAAAAUGUCAGCGUGCGCAAUUUACAUGCCUUGGAUUCUGAGUCUUUCGGCCACGCACGGAAAUGUGAAGCUUUACAAGCUUUAGAUGAAGGAGACUCAGAAAAAGUAGAAUAUUUCGAUGAGGGAUCUGUACCUCGGCAAGACAAAGGCGUAGACUCCUCCUCUUUGUAUGACAGCUACAGAAUCUCUCUCAGUGAUAUAUUUCAGUACCUGUUUGGAGGAAAACAAUCUGUUCCCAGCCCACCGCCUACAGAUAACACAACCCCUGUCUACAUUGAUGGAACGUCAGUCCCUGAAACGUAUGAGCAUUUUUUCUCAGAAUUUGAUACAGAAAGCUUCUUCUACCCCCUCACCACAUCUGAUGAUAAGGACAAAGACAAGCGUAUUCCUAUUUUUUCCUGCUCCCGCGCAGCUAACAGAAAUCUUCAGUACCCAGAGGCUUAUGAUUACUUCUUUGCGUCCUCCUCAUCUGACGAUUCCUCUCCAGAGUCUGAUGAUGAAGACAGCCACGGUCCUGUUAGGGUGGUCACCAGGUUCACCCGUAAAGCGAGCUCAACUCACAUUUCUGGAGACAUAUAUGAGAAUUUCUUCACAGAUAGCGACCUCAGGCAGGAUCUCUUCUGGAAAACAACUUUCUCCUUCAGGAACAUCAAUUUAACAGCAUCUACAGUUCAGAGGGAGGGUUCUGACUCUCUGUCCCUUGUGUCUGUGAGACAAAGCAGCACAUACCACCAGAGGAGGGUUCCCCUCAACGCACUGGGAAAUCAAGACGUGAUGCUUCCCGAUCCACUGCUCUACUACCUGGAGGAGAGGAUCUCGAAGCAACUAGCACAGCAGCCUUUCAGAUACGAAGACUUACAGACGAUCGUUUCAAAUCCGAGGUUAGAUGCUUCGUUCCUGCCGCUCAGACAGUCGGACAUGUGUCUGGUUUGUAUUGCGUUCGCUUCGUGGGUGCUGAAGACGGCAAACCCACAAGUUGGAGACGCUUGGAAGGCUGUUCUGCUGGCGAAUGUAAGCGCUCUGUCAGCCAUCCGAUACCUGCGCAGGUACGUCAAAGUUGAGGCGGUGGCCAGUGAAACCAAACUGCGGCAGCUCGCAUUGUGUGACUCUUGAUCUUUUCUGCCUCUCAAUACAUCAUUGUUUGACUGAUGGUAAGUUUUUCCACGAAGACCUGACGAGUCCUUCAAGGAACGUGUUGAUCUUUGGACUUUCUAUAGAAAUUAAAAUAUAUAUUUUCUAUAUUUAAUUUAGUUAUUUUGAUCCUUGCUUCUAUCAUGGGUGACUCUUUGACUCCUCAACAUCUGAAAGCAUUCAUAUUAACUGUAAAAAAAAAAAAAAAAAAAAAAAAAAAGACCAAAGGCAAGAUGAGACAUGUUAAUUCUUCUGAAAGGAGGCUUUAGACAUUUGCACAUAAUGUUUCAGUAAGUGCUGAAAAGAGAUUAGAGUCAGGUUUACUCAGAGCUGUGCAGACAUGAGACGAUAGACGGAUGUGUGAUAAAUGGAUUAAGUUGAAGAAGAAUUUGGGAUGGAGCCUGUCUGUUUCCAUUGCCGACUUUUAUGUAGCAAAUGCAUAUAUAAAAAGCAAAAAAUUUUACUUUAUUGUAAUUAAUUAACUUUGUGGGGUGACAUCUGUUACAAUAUUCAACGUAGCAACAGCAAUCUUGAAAAGGUUGAAUUAAUUCUGGGGACAGUAUUCUGUGCCAGUAUAAACUGUGAAGGGCAUUUUAUUUUCAUCAUAGAUCACUUGUUGAUGACUGUAAAUUAUUGUAAAUGUUGCACUGAGCCAUUGAUGUCUCUCAGUUCAACUACAGUAAAGAGGAUCUUUGA
Molecule: messenger RNA, 4861 nt
Organism: Mugil cephalus (flathead mullet)
Lineage: Eukaryota; Metazoa; Chordata; Actinopteri; Mugiliformes; Mugilidae
Gene: perm1a
Product: PPARGC1 and ESRR induced regulator, muscle 1
Exons: 4
Coding region: 188-4147 (1319 amino acids)
Biological process (GO): response to muscle activity; regulation of DNA-templated transcription
Cellular component (GO): nucleus; cytoplasm
Source: RefSeq, a predicted model, not a curated record